GACUGUGUGGAACAAAAGAGGUGGUUAGAGAUUUAACGUUUCUUGCUCUGGACGCCUGCAGAAGUGAAAUACGGCACACACACAGGCCUAUAGACGAGUGUACAGGGGUAUAGAGUGUACACAGUGAAAUAUGAGAGACUGCCAGUGGGUCAGUAAGUCACCGAGUCAAAGAGCCUCUUCUGUGUAAGUGUGUGUGUGAGUGUGUGCGCUUGUGUGUAUAUCUAAGUGUGUACCAGUCUAUCUAAAAAGAGUUGCCUGAGAAACCAACCAGCUGCUGUCAGUAAUUUAGGACAGCUCAAGAGUUCUUGGAAUGAGGGUUGUAUGUACUCUUUAUUUAGUCUCUCUCAUUAGGUAUACAGUGUCUUAACAGGUAAUAAAUAAAUAAUACCUCAGCAUUUCACCUAGUCCACUGAGGUCUGUAAAUCAAAUGUCGUUGGCUGUCCCUUGGUCUAAGCAAAAGUCAAAGGGUGAUCGGACAUUCGCUAUACUUGCUCCUAAAUUAUGGGAUAAUCUCCCCUUCAUAUUCACUUGGCCGCUUCAGUGGAGAUUUUAAUGUCUUUUUUUAAACAAACAAACAAACAAACAAACAAAAAACAAUUCAGCAAAAGAGUUUGUUUAGAGUAUGAAGGGGGAAAAAUUGAAGAAAAGAACAUUAAAAAAGACAAAUAAGCACAUGCAUAAGAAAUAAAAUAAGAAAUAAGAACAAGACAGUGGAAGAAAGAAAAAGAAAUAAAAGAAGAAAACAAAGUAAGAAGUGGAAAGAAUUUAAAAAUAGAGAAAAAAAAAUAAACAGGAAAGAAAUGUUAUGUAUAUGUAUACUGUGUGUGUAUAUUUAUCUCUUACCUAAUAAAAAUAAUAUUAAAUAAAAUACACACAAAAAAAGAGAAAAAGCAACAAAAGUGAAGAAAGAAAGACAAGGGGAAAAACCAUAAAAAAGGAAAUGAAAAUAAAUAAAAGAAAAAAAUAAAGAUUAUAAAUAAAUGUGGGUAAUAAAAGAAAAGAAAAAAGAAAGAAGAACAAGACGAGAAAGGAAAAAGCAACAACAACAGACAAGACAAGGAAAUGAAGACGUUUCUAGUUUGUAUCCCACCCAAACUGACAGUUCUGGGUUCUGUCUCAAAUCGCGUACUACCACACUAAAUAGUAUAUCUAAUAUGAACCGUAACCGUGUUAUUUCAUACAUACUAUUAGUUGCGGUUUGGGACGUUGCCUUCAAACACAUGGGUAGAAAUCAUAAGGGAAAGACAGACACGCCCUCAUGACACAGAGCCGCCCUUAGGAUAAGCCCCGCCCCCUCCAACAUUCCAUUGGAGCGUUCCUGACAUGCGUUAGCUGUGAUUGGUUGUUGUGGUUGUCAAUCGUUUAUUUCGUUCUUUUAAUUCAUUGUCCGGUGGAGCACACGGGUUCAUGUUUCGGUGUGGGCACUGGAGAGGGAGGAAGUGAAUAAUUUAAAUGUCUCAAAUAGCGAAAAGAGACGGAAGGAUACGGCAGCGGGUAUUGUCUGACACCGGGAGGGUUUUUUAUUUGUAUUUUUAUUUUUUAAUGUUAAUGCUGUCAUGUCAGUUCUCAGUCGUGCCUUUGUUUACUAACGCUCGGUGCUUUAUAAAGUAGAGACAGAGACGUUACGUGACAUUUCCAUUAACGCAGAUUGUGAGGUGUGUUCGGCUAAUUAACAGGCUUGUUUAUUAAACGGAUAUCCGGUUAUGGUGCUUUAUCAGACAGAAUCUCAGGUUUGUGUACACAAAGAAGAUUAACGGCGUGCGUCUUCUGGGAAGAGACCGGAAUAACUCGUAAAAAAUAAAAUAAAAAAAAAAGCGCUGUGUGGUUCGUUUUACUAGUCGAGCGGAUGGUGAGAUGGCAACAACAAUAACAGCAUCACCGACAACAACAACAAAAGGACUGACCAGUGAAGAGACAGACACGACAAACAGCGCCACAUUAUCUACAAUGGCAGCAUCUUUAGCUUUAAACAACAGGGUUUACUCUCUGGACGACUUCGAUACCGUGGCCACCGUCGGCACGGGGACGUUUGGCAGGGUUUUUCUGGUCAAGGACAAAAAGACGAGGGAAUUCUUUGCCCUGAAAGCCAUGAAGAUCCCAGACGUCAUCCGAUUAAAACAGGAGCAGCACGUUCAUAACGAGAAGGAGGUUCUGACAGAGGUGAACCAUCCCUUCCUCAUCAGGCUGUUUUGGACGCACCAUGACGAGCGAUUCCUGUACAUGCUAAUGGACUACGUGCCAGGCGGCGAGCUGUUCAGCUACCUGCGCAAACGCGGCCGCUUCAGCAACAGCACCGGACUCUUCUACUCGGCAGAGAUAGUGUGUGCCAUCGAGUACCUGCACUCCAAAGAAAUCGUCUACAGGGACCUGAAACCUGAGAACAUCCUCCUGGACAGGGAGGGCCACAUCCGCCUCACCGACUUCGGCUUCGCGAAGAAACUUUCAGAUAGGACGUGGACUCUGUGCGGCACGCCUGAGUAUUUAGCUCCAGAGGUAAUCCAGAGUAAAGGUCACGGCCGGGCGGUGGACUGGUGGGCUCUGGGGGUUCUCAUUUUCGAAAUGCUUUCUGGUUACCCGCCGUUUUUUGACGACAAUCCCUUUGGCAUCUAUCAGAAGAUCCUGGCAGGAAAGCUGGAGUUUCCACGGCAUCUGGACUUCUACGUAAAGGAUCUCGUCAAGAAGUUUCUGGUGAUUGACCGAGCGAGAAGACUUGGAAACAUGAAGAAUGGAGCAGAUGAUGUGAAAAAGCACAGGUGGUUCAAGACGGUAGACUGGGAUGCAGUGCCCAAUAGAAAACUAAAGCCCCCCAUAGUUCCUAAGGUAUCUCACGAAGGCGACACAUCUAACUUCGAAGCCUACCCCGAGGACGAGUGGAAAAAAGAGACUCCGGUGUCUCCAAAGGAUCUGGAGAUUUUCAAGAACUUUUGAAAAUGGAAAAAGAGGGAUUUAAAGUUUCCCUCCGCUGCUGCAAUGUAUCCAUUCCACUACGGUGGCCAGCCUCAGCCUGCUCUUCUGUCAUCUCGUGAUUGACAACACAAGGGAACGAUUGGCCAUCAUGUUUACCAUCACCAUCAUCCUCAAGAACAAGUGUGGAGAGAAGGAAGCGCUAUUUAUUUGUGUUUCUCUGAGUCUACUUGUUUUAUGCAAAAAAAAAAAAAAAAAAAACCACACACACACACCAGAGGUGUCUAAGCCAAGAACACCACCAAUAGUCCGAUACAGUUUACGUCAACGUAGGCGCUUUCGGGGAAAAAAUUACUUUCGGACAUGUUUGUUGUGUGGCUCUGAAGUCAUGUGAGAUGGAAAGCCAGAGGACCCAAAGAGUUACACUUUUUAAAUGUCCGGACGGUUUGUUAUACGUCUAGCUUUGCUUUUAUUUAAAAGGUUUUUAUCAUAAACCACAAGUAAUAAGACGAACAUGAUGUCUUAAAGUAGGGAUGCAUCAAUACCAUUUUGUUUUGUUUUUUUCCAAACCAAACACGAGUACAUGUUUUUAGUGCUUGUUGAUACCAAUACUGAUACCAAAAUGAAUCCCCUACUUCGUAUUAAUCAAUCAGGGACAUCACAGACCUUUAUAUUCAGUUCUAUGUCAUUUUCCCCGGUUUAAAUGCCCAGGGUGUCCCAAAAAAUGGACGUCCACGUCUCGGUUAAGAAGUGGAUUCCAGUCUUUUUGAAUUUGUUAAUAAGUUUGGCAACAGUGUUCUGUGUGUGUGAUGUGUUUGUCCUGUUUCCUGUUAAAGUCCAUCGCAACCUUGUGACCGCUUCCUAAUCCAGCCAUGAGAAUGAUUUUUUUUUUUUUUUUCAAUAUGUUCUUCUGUUGUCAAGUAUAAAAACUUUUGGAAGGCAUUUUGCUUAAAAAAAAAAAAAAAAAAAGUGUUAAUUUACCGUGUGUGUGGAGACUUUUGGGACACCCUGUAGCGUCCAAGAAAAGUGCACAAGUGCGUGUUCAUGCCCUUGGACUGCUAGACUCAUUCUUCAUCAGAGAGUUCACUUUAAAGGACGUGCGUUCGCUAGUUACAUUAGUUACCUUGGGUCGUGUAGGGUUGCAGCAGGUUUUGUUUCGCUUUGGAAAUGCACAUCCUUACGUAUGUUCUUGGUUCCAUCGCGUCAGAAUCCCUUUCUGCUGAGGACCAAGAGUGGGCGAUCAUCAUUAACAAUACACUGGAUAAGAGCUGAGAUUUUCUCUCGGCUAGCUUGAGUUGUAUGUUUUUGUUGUAGGAUGAUGCUGUCGUUCUUCCUUUUGCUAUUUUCAAAGAGCACAUCUUGCUGUCUGAUUUUGCUUUGAUCGAUCAUUAUUCGUGAAAUACAUCAAGAUCGCUGUC
Molecule: messenger RNA, 4322 nt
Organism: Ictalurus furcatus (blue catfish)
Lineage: Eukaryota; Metazoa; Chordata; Actinopteri; Siluriformes; Ictaluridae
Gene: prkx
Product: protein kinase X-linked
Exons: 8
Coding region: 1855-2928 (357 amino acids)
Biological process (GO): protein phosphorylation
Molecular function (GO): ATP binding; protein serine/threonine kinase activity
Source: RefSeq, a predicted model, not a curated record